UAAACGCCCUUCAACCAAUCCGAAAGCAGGGAAGGCUUGCCGACGAGGAAGUGAAAGAUAGUUUGUUUCAGGAAAGUUUCUCUUUCUAAACUCUGACCUGGCUGGUAAAAAUCAUGGAGCCUAGUUGUGCUCGAGUGGGUUCUUUGUGUCUUUUAAUUUUCAUCUUCUGCCUGGAGCGGGGGACGGCUUUCGAGCAACCCAGAGACACGGAGUUUACAUUUAUUCUGCCAGCAGGGAGAGUUGAAUGUUUUUACCAAAAAGCCUUGAAGAACAGCACCAUUGAAGUGGAGUACCAGGUGAUCGCCGGCGCUGGCAUGGAUGUCGAUUUCACAAUCUCUCACCCUGAGGGGUUCCGGCUGGUCUCGGACUUCAGGAAAUCCGACGGGAUUCACACGAUCGAGACGAUGGCCGAUGGAGACUACGAGAUCUGCUUCGACAACUCGUUCAGCAGGAUGUCUGAGAAGAUGGUGUUCUUCGAGGUCAUCACGGAGGGCUUACUGCAGGACACGGCAGUGGAGGACUGGGCUCAGGUGGUGCAGCCAGACGAGCUGGUGGACUUCAAACUGGACGACAUCAGGGACUCGAUGGAUGGCGUGCGUCGGAGGUUGGAGAGGAGCAUGCAGAUGCAGACGAUGCUGAGAGCCUUCGAGGCGCGGGACCGUAACCUGCAAGAGGACAACCUGUUCCGCGUCACCUUCUGGUCCUCCCUCAACAUGCUGGUGAUGAUGGUGGUGGCCCUCGUGCAGGUCUACCUGCUCCGCAGCCUCUUCAAUGACAAGAGGAAGGUUCGCACGUAGAGAGAGUGGAGCCGAGCCCUGCGCUGUGAGCUGGACCCUAGUGACCGUCCACGCGCACUGCGUUCUCCUAUCGGAACCCUGAGCAGGGGGGUUCCGCACAACGCAAUCAUUCCAUACAGCUCUGACCAAAAGUGUUGCACCACCAUCCUAGAAUGAACUCAAGUCGAAUGAAACCUGCUGAAAUAACAUUACCUUAACAUAUUGUAAUUGCACACGGCUUUGUAGUUUUCCCAUGUAAACACUGACCAUUGGAAAAUGCAACAUUUUGAAAGCUCACAUGAAAUAACUUCUGUUAAGGCUUUUUUUUUUUUUGCAAUAUCAUUGAGAUGACAUGAUGUUCUAGAAAAUUACGUCCGUAUUUCUUUUUUUUGUUUGUUAUGUUAAUUAGAUCUCCGUCCUAAAAUUCUAGGUGGUGCAAAACUUUUGGCCAUAGCUGUAUGGAAUUAUUUUCUUAGUUACGAUCCUAACUUGGAUUUCAAAACUGCAUUUUUUAGACCAACACAGUGAAGUAACUGCAGCAGAAACGUUUUAAGAUCUGACUAGGAAACAGAAAACAGCAUCUGUGUGGAAUACAGUUACCAUGAAGGAGGGAGUUAGCCUGUGAUGAAUGUGCAGACCCUUUUAUUAAUACGAUUUCAUCAUUUAAAUGAUGGGACCUGGCGCUGCUCGCAAUUACAGGGUUUGAUCCCAACCAGCAAUAGCAAAUUUCACAGCCGGUCUGAAAGAGAUGCAGCUAACCAAUGAUGGGGAAACAGUUUCCUGUUUUUAAAGUGGAUUUAGUAACAGAGGUACAGGGCUGUGUGCAGGGAGGAGGGCGUCUAGGAGACAGUGAGCCGAUGGUGUGCCUUCGUUGCAGUUCGUAUGAACAUUCAAGAAUCUGCUAAUACAUGGUGCUGUGAUGCAAAACAUUUCACCAUGUUGGGGCUCUUGUGGAGCAUUGCAGCCAUUCAAAAUCCUUUUGAAUUUACAGCGGGUCAGAACAGUGGGGUUAUGUUGAGAUCACCUGAUAAACGAUCACAGGAUCUCAACACAACACGUUUUCAUGUUCUCCUCGGCGAGCAGGCGCUCGUAUUUUUAAUCCUGGUUCAGUUGAACAUCUCUGUUGGUGAAGUUUGCAGGUCUUCCCUGGUUUUUGUCUGAAGAUUAAGAAAAUAGUUUCUAUUGAAUUGUGAAAUGUCUUCACAGAGGAUUGGUUCUUUUAUUUUUUUUAACUUGUAGUUUUGUGGAGGGAGGUGUAGAUUAAGGCCAGUAUUUGUACUGUGAAAAUACCUGAAUCAUAUUUUGGCAUGCUUUAUAUUAUCACACAUGCUCAGUAGAGUCGUGGGUUGCUUGAAGAGAUUUUGUAAUAAAUUCCGUUCCUGUUCCUGUAGCUGUGCACCUCAUUUGUAGAAUCAGCACACACCUCUUGGUGGGAUCAGGCUGUCCCUCUAUAAGCUUGUGUGCGUUUCCUACACCCGGAAGAGAUCUGUCUCCUUGUCUGCAGUCUAAACCGCAGAAUGAAAGCACAGCACCGAGGCAGGUCACUGAAGGAGGAAGGGUAGCUCCUUACACACAAGCUCCUUAAAAAGUUGCAGAGUUCAAGCCGCUUCUAAAACAUUACGGCUGACUUGAAAUCUGCAACUGUUUAAGAGCUGAAAACAAUUAAAAAGGUCUAAUUAAGCAAAUGAUCAGUUCAUUUAAGGGUCUAGUUAAGUAAUUGAGAGCUCAGUUGGAAUGAAAACCAGCAGACACAGGAGGUCCCCAGGAUCAGGGUUCAAACACACUGGCUUUGUAGUAAAUGUGUUACGUUUGUCUGCACAAGGAAUCAAUCCUUCUAGGAUUGAUUCUUUAAAAUCUGGAAACAAAUCUGCAGGGUUUAUUCCAAACUGGAGGGAGCUCGGAGGAAUCUGUGUGUCUAAAUCUGUGAUCUUGAAAUCAUUCCAGCUGGGUUAACGUGCAGAUCACAGAGGGUUUGUGAAGCGACUCUUCACGUAGCUCUGGCGUCCAAUCGGAUUGUGCGGAGAAGAGGCAACUGACUCGCUGCUUAUUGAUUCGACGCUUUCAGUGAUCAAAACGAAGAGGAACAAAAAUGACUGUUAGUUUUUUUUUUUUUAAUACUGUGUGCUGUUUAAAACUUAUUUGUUAACUGAGUGAAAACAAGAGCUUCCAAAUCGAUCCAGUUUCUUUAAAACCUGCUCAAACUCGUCAGGAUUUAAAAAAACAAAAAACACGUCCCUGAAACAUGACAAGUUAGCUGGCACAGUUUUUAUACAUCCAAAUGCAUUGCUCAUCAAAUACACUGGAUCCGACUUGAUUCAUUUGAAAACAGUGCCGACUUGUAUCCCUACAGCUGAAACAUUUUUGUGUGUGUGUUUGUUUUAUUUUCUUGUGAGGGUUGGAAUGGUGAUCAGAGAUUUACUUUUCUAUAAAAUCAUUUUAAAAGUUUAAUGUUUUUGUGUGUUUUUAAAUAACAGGUGUAUUUCAUAUUUUAUAGUGUUUCGUUUCUACUGCCCUCUAGCGGAAAGACGGGGUAGUUCAUUCGUUUGACUGGUAGAUUUAAAAUGCAGUUGCAUCACGAUACUGUAACCCUGCAGAAGAGUCGCGCUGUGACUGUCCUGUGUGUACAGACUACACCACGUGGAAAGUCUAGUCAGGAAAUAAACACACACAGUCUUUCAAUAAUGACAGGAGAUUCUUAAAUGCGGCAUUCUGGCUGCCGUGGUCUAUUUUGUGUUUGUCCAACCUUGUGUGUACUUUUUAAGACCCAAAUAAAAUGUUUUGCUGGUGUAAA
This is a messenger RNA of Acipenser ruthenus (sterlet), 3567 nucleotides long. RefSeq names its product transmembrane emp24 domain-containing protein 1-like. The coding region runs from base 114 to 797 and encodes 227 amino acids. Gene Ontology annotation, biological process: intracellular protein transport; endoplasmic reticulum to Golgi vesicle-mediated transport; Golgi organization. Gene Ontology annotation, cellular component: Golgi apparatus; endoplasmic reticulum; endoplasmic reticulum-Golgi intermediate compartment. Lineage: Eukaryota; Metazoa; Chordata; Actinopteri; Acipenseriformes; Acipenseridae. The record is from RefSeq and is a predicted model, not a curated record. The transcript is spliced from 4 exons.